UAAACCUUUGUUAUCACUUUCAGCCACUAGGGGUCACUGUCCACCUUCGCUGCGGACAUGCAGUGGCAUGCAGCAGCAGCCCGGUCAGAGGCAGCAGAGUGUCGGGCACUCCAGCAGCUCCGCUCCGUAUAUUUCCACUGACCCUCCGUUUUAGGGCUUCAUUCAUCCCAGUCAGAGCUGCAGUUCGGUCUGUCCAGACAGGAUCAGUCCAUUCAUCCCUCGUCUGUCCGUCCAGCUGUACACAUCUCUCCCUCGAUCCAGCGGUGCGCUGCGUCCGCAUCUGCGAAGGUCAGACACAUAAUUUUUGAUCAGCGGACUUGCCAACUUUUUUCUUUUUUAAUUUAUCUCAUCCAGAUCAGCGUUUCAUCGUCGGGAUUUUAUUACUGCAUUAAGCGGUCUCUGCUGCUGGAUGGAUGGCUGACCUCGGAGCUCACUGAUUGGCUCGCUGAGCUUUGCUGGUCGCAGCUGCUGUCAUGGCCAAAAGCCCAGAGGUGAAGCUGGCCGUCUUCGGCAGAGCGGGGGUGGGCAAGUCAGCUUUGGUGGUGAGAUUUCUGACCAGACGCUUCAUCUGGGAGUAUGACCCAACACUUGAAUCCACAUAUCGGCAUCAAGCCAACAUUGAUGAUGAGGUUGUUACCAUGGAGAUUCUGGACACUGCAGGGCAGGAGGACAUCCAGCAGAAGGAGGGCCACAUGCGUUGGGGUGAUGGAUUUGUCAUUGUGUAUGACAUCACAGACCGGGGAAGCUUUGAGGAGGUGGCGCCGCUCCGGAGUCUCCUAGAGGAGGUGAAGAAGCCAAAGAAUGUCCCUCUGGUCCUGGUGGGCAACAAGUCGGACCUGGACCAUGUCAGGCAGGUCGGCACAGAGGAAGGCGAGCGGCUGGCGGCUGAAAUGGCGUGCGCUUUCUAUGAAUGUUCAGCGUGUGCUGAUGAAGGUGGCGCAGUGGCUGAAGCCUUCCAUGAGCUCUGCCGUGAGGUGAGGCGCCGCAAGGCUGUGCAAGGCAAGGCCAGACGCCGCAGCUCCACCACACACGUCAAACAGGCCAUCAACAAGAUGCUGACCAAGAUCAGCAGCUAGGAAAGAGCCACAAUAUCGUCUGAUGCCACAAGAACAGAUAAUGUAAAUGUAAAUGGCUCUGAAAUGGACAAACUGUGACUGAUUUGAUGUGGAAUAUGUUCUUUACUUACUCUCUGAUCAUUUUCCAUCUAAAGAUCCCAAGUGCAAUGUCUCUUUCUUCUGGAAAAGGUUAAUGAUGUUAUCACUGGGAACCUUAACAAAUUAUUUAUCAUCCAAACAUUCAAGCUCAUUUGGAUCAAAAUAAUCCUGGAUACUAGUGAGAUAUGGAACGUUUCGUGAUGAAUCAUUAACAUGGUGAGGUUCUCAACUUUUUCUUUUAUCCUCUCAUCUAACUCUCUUUAAAUCAAACAGUAAUCCAGAGGGCAGUCUGAAAAUUAUGCAUGCAAACAGUCUCAUUUAGCAUGCAGAGAAUCCAAGAAUUUUCUUAUGAGAAGAUUUGUAGCUCCUCUCUGUAUCUUGUCUGUAGGGGGAUGUUGUGAUGUUCUCAGCCCACGUGUUUAACUGUUGUGUCAGCAAAGAAAAAUAAGAUCAGAGAACUAUUAGAUAAAAGUAGAUCCACUGUCUUUUGCCCAUGUCAACCCUAGAAAAAUCCCCAGAGUUGUCAAUGCCUGUCCUUCAAACAAACCUUGUAACAAAGUCCACUAUGUUCUGUUGACAUUAACUGUUCUGCAGAGUGGGAUGUGGCUCUCUGUGUUUGUCCACGACAUAUGAACUCAAGAUCUUUUUCUCAAGGAACCAAAGGACAGGUUCAGAACAUGUCAUGGCUCAUGAGUGAACAUUUUUGCUGUUUUCUCUAAACCUUAGAGAAGCCGUCACCAUCUACCCUGACAUGCCACAUUCCAGGGAUGCUCCCUAUGGUUGUAAUGUUAAUACUGUAAACUACAGUAUGUAUGAUAUAGUAUAUUGCCUUAAGCACUGCUGUGUCUUAGGUGUGUACAGAACCCAAAGGCAUCUACAGUAGUUGAUACUGUAAUUGUUGAAAUGUAAUGUUACUUGUGUGUGACCUGUCUCUGAUCAAAACAACCAGCUGUGCACUUGUAAUUAAAAACUGAGAUAUAUCCCCAA
Molecule: messenger RNA, 2141 nt
Organism: Lates calcarifer (barramundi perch)
Lineage: Eukaryota; Metazoa; Chordata; Actinopteri; Centropomidae
Gene: rerg
Product: RAS-like, estrogen-regulated, growth inhibitor
Exons: 5
Coding region: 474-1076 (200 amino acids)
Molecular function (GO): GTP binding; GTPase activity
Source: RefSeq, a predicted model, not a curated record